This is a messenger RNA of Physeter macrocephalus (sperm whale), 2000 nucleotides long. RefSeq names its product tetratricopeptide repeat domain 24 (gene TTC24). Gene Ontology annotation, molecular function: protein binding. Lineage: Eukaryota; Metazoa; Chordata; Mammalia; Artiodactyla; Physeteridae. Bases 1 to 1785 code for a protein of 594 amino acids. The record is from RefSeq and is a predicted model, not a curated record. The transcript has 10 exons.
AUGUCUUCCCUCAACACUGAGGAUACCCCGCAAGAGCCCUCGCCCUCGCCUUCAAGCUCCAAGAAGAAAAAGAAGAAAAGAAAGUGGCCACGGCAAGAGGCCAGCAUCCAAGCCCUCACCAGGGCUGGCCACAGGGCCCUUUUGGCUGGUCAGAAUCACGAGGCCUUGACCAGCUUCCAGAGGGCCUUCCUCCUGGCUUCCAAGUCACCACAAACCAGGGAUACCCCUGUUCUCCGGGCCUGUGCCUUCAACCUGGGGGCUGCCUACGUGGAGACUGGGGACCCAGCCAGAGGGCUUGAGCUGCUCCUACGAGCUCAACCUCAAGAGACAGUCCAGGGCGGGUGUCAUGGCGACCAGUGUUUCAACGUGGCUUUGGCUUACCACGCCCUGGGCGACCUGCCUCAGGCUUUGGCCUGGUAUCACAAGGCCCUGGGCCACUACCAGCCACUAGGUGACCAUGGGCAAGCCCAGGCAAAAAUGGGAGCCUGCUACCAGGCUCUGGGACAACCUGAGCUAGCAGCCCACUGCCUGCAGGAAGCGAGCCGGGCCUAUGCCCAAGCAGGGCAGCCCGGGGCUGCAGCCCUGGCACUGGGGGCUGCAGCGGGCUGUAUGCUGAAGAGCGGGCAGCAUGGGGUGGGUGAUGUGGUGCAGGUGCUGGAGGAGAGCCGGAGGCUUGCUGAGAGGAGCACUGAGCGAGGACUGCUGGGGCGACUCUAUAACGACCUAGGCCUGGGCUAUUCCCAGCUCCAGCUGUUCCCGCUAGCAGCAGAGGCCUUCCGGCAAGCCCUGCCCCUGUGCCGGGGGCCAGGAGAGGAGGCCACGGUGCUAAGAAACCUUGGGAUGGCCCACAAUGCCCUCGGCAACUAUCAGGAAGCCCGGGAGUUUCACCAGAAGGCUGCCGACACGCACGGCUCUGUGGGGCAGCGGUGGGAGCAGGGCCGGAGCUUUGGAAGCCUGGCAUUUGCACUGAGCCAGCUGGGAGACCACAAGGCUGCCAGAGACAACUAUCUACAUGCUCUGCAGGCUGCCCGGGACACUGGGGACGUGAAGGGGCAAUGGCAGGCCUGUGAGGGUCUGGGGGCUGCUGCAGCCAGACUGGGGCAGCAUGACCAGGCUUUGAAGUACUAUAAGGAAGCGCUGGCCCGGUGUCAGAAGGAGCCAGAUUCUGUGCGAGAGCGGCUGGUGGCCAAGUUGACAGACGCCAUAAGGACCCACUUGGCCCGGGGUGGGCUGCUCCCGACCCACACCCUGACCUCAGCUCCAGGGGGGCCCCAGGCUCCAGGUGGGGCCUGCCCCGUGGUGGGGACCCCAGCCAGGGUGGGAAAAGGCACAGCAGGAGUGCGGCACAGAUCUUCCGAUAGGUGGGAAGAUGAGUUAGAGGAGGGCCACGAGGGGAAAGAGGAAGAGUUGGCGAAUGUUCUCAUGACGUCUUGGGCACCAAGACUGGAGCGUCCAAGACCCAGGGCCCAUCUCUCAUUUGGAGGCCAAGGCCCCCUCAGAAUGGAGAACCCUGGCCUUCUGGUCACCAACGGCCCCCACAGCAAGAGCAAUCUGAACAACCCUCACCCGGCUCUGGAGGCCCAGGGUGUCCCCUGCCUCCUGCACAGCCUGAGUGUAGGCCUCAGCGAAAGGGAGAGUUCUGCUGAACUGGGGGACAGGCGGCUUAAGCCUACUCCCUCCUGCCCUGGAGCCUGCGAGCAGAGGUCAUCCAAACAGCCCAGGGAAACCCCCAGCAGGAACCCUCAGAGGAGAUCCACUGAGUCUGGCUUCUGCAUGAUCAUGUGACCCUCCCCUGCUAGCCACAGCAUGGCCCCUGCAGUACCUCCUCAACAUACACACUUCAGGGGCUUCUGGGGCUGAGCCCCUUCCCAGUCAUUCCCAAUGAGCACUGUAUGGACACAGAAUACAAUGUCAGAAAGUGGGCUCCGGAGCAGGCUGGACAAGGGCUUUGCAGUCUCAGCACUGAGGCGGUCUGUGUGCUCCUCAUUGGGAUUUUUGGA